Molecule: messenger RNA, 2211 nt
Organism: Tetrahymena thermophila SB210
Lineage: Eukaryota; Ciliophora; Oligohymenophorea; Hymenostomatida; Tetrahymenidae
Product: AMP-binding enzyme family protein
Exons: 3
Source: RefSeq, a predicted model, not a curated record
AUGAAAAAAAUUAUUGAAACUUUUAAGGAUUUUGACAUAUUUUCUGAGUCAAUUCAAUUCAAUUCUAGUAAAUAGAGAUUGAGAAAAAGGACAAUAAUUGGUGCAUUUUUAACAACUUCAAUAAUUACAUUAACUGGGAUUUACUUUGUUUACGAAUCACAUCUCUACUUUAAUGGAGAAAUAGAUCCUAAAUUCAGAUAACAAUCGUUUGUAUCUAACAAAGUUAAUAUUCUGUUAAAUAAUGAAAUGUUUGGAUUUGAUUUCUUCUCUCUUUACAAAGAUAUUUCUUACUUAAACUAAAUUUAAUCAAAGCAAAAUAAAACAUAUAUAGUAUUUAUACCAGCUUAUAUUUUUAGUAAUAGCACUUCCUCAUUUCGUGUACCUUUAGAUAUAGUUUAGUGUAAAAGCCCAGAAUUGAAAGGUAUGAAUUGCAUUGAUGUGAGUAAAAUUCCUAAUUAACAGAUUAGCUUAGACAAUGCUAAUAAAUUAUUUUCUCUCAUCACAUUGUAUGUUUAUAGGUGUUAGGAUGUUGAUUAGUAUAAAACUUUUGUGCCAAAUAAUUGCGCAAACGAAGAUUAAAUAGACGAAUUUAUUAAUAAGUCAACUUACCGUUUAAAUAUUAAAAUACAAACAUCUUAAUAUAAUACAACUUCAUAAAAAAUGUAAGUUCAAUAUAGGAGUUAGGUAUUUUAAAAUACUUUAAACAUAGUUUCUGGUUAUGAAUUUAAAAUGUAAAGCCAAGUAACGAAAGUCAGCUAAGGUAUUUUAGUUUAAUCUUAACAAAGUUUUGCUUCUCUAGUUUCUUAUUAAUUGAUAACAUAAACUUUUGACCGUUAAUAUAUUAUUAAUGACAGUGGUAGCUAAUAUUUUAGUUAAAUAUUUAUUGAUGCUGAUGAAAGCGUGUUCUUUGUCAAUAUUUAAUAUCCAUUAUUUACAGAAAUUUUAGCUCUUUGUAAUAGUACUCUAGCUUUGUUGCUAAUUUUAGGAUCAUAUUGUAGAAAAAUGGCAUAAAAUUUAAUUAGAAGAGAAAUUCUAUUUACUUUAUUUAAAAACUUUUUUUCAGGCACUUAUCUAAAUAUUUUAUAACAUAACAAUUUAGUUAAUUUUUAAAAUUUAACUGAAGGCUAAGGCGUAUUAAAAAUUUAAGAUGAUUAAAAUUUAAAAAUUUAAGGUGAUAUUGAGGAAACUAACCACAAUAUUAUGCCUCCUUGUUUAUCUCCAAAACCAAAUUAAAAAGUAUUUAGAUUGUUUUUGGGAAAAAGCAACUGCUAAGAAGAUGAAUUAUAAAGCGAUUAUAUCAAAGAACAGGGUGACACUAAAAUAAAAUCAAAUAUUAGUUCUCUUGAGCAAAGCAUUAAAAAGAAAAUAGAGAAAUAAUUAAGCUUAAAUAAUAGAGCAGAUUAAGAACUAUCAUUAAAAAAUGAAUGUGAGUUUGAUAAAGAUAAAAAUUUAGCAACAUUAAGAUCACCUGAAAAUUAAUAGAAAAACUAGCAAAAGCUUAAAGAUUGUGAGAGCGCUUAAACCUUAGUAACUUAUAAUGAAAAUGAUUAAAUGCCUAGCCAAUUAAGAAACUCUCUUUAUUAACAAAAAUAACAGCUGUUAGUGAAAGAUUCUAAAGGAAAGCUAAUAAACUAAAUAUCUUAAGUACCUUAGUUUCAGUUUAAAUAAAAACAAUAAAAGAAGUUGGAUUAAAUAAAACCUGAUGUUUAAAAAAUGUAAAAAUAAAGAUUAAAAAGUAUUAAUUAACCAACAGAUAAAUAUUUAGAAGCAAUAAAUGACUAAAAAUUGCAAUAAAAAGUUGAAAAUUUAAUAUUCCCUAAAAAGCUGUGUAAAGGAAAGAAAUAUUUAGAAUCUAAAGGAUUGAAAUAACAAACAUUGACUUAAAUGGAAUAGUUUGUUGAUGAAAGCUUAGAUUUCUUUAAAUUUUACAAAGAUAUUUUGCUUUUAAAGAAAGCUAUUAUGAUUUUAUUAAAUUAAGAACAGCUUGCUACUUUAUAAAUAAUUGGAACUGAUAUAACAUAGAUAGAGUCUACUCCUAUUACUUAAAGAGAUGAAUAUCCUAUUAAUCAUUUAAAAGAGUAAUUUAAUGUGAUGCAAUCUAAAGAACUAUAAAUGAAAUACAUCAGUUAAUUUUUGAAAAAAUCACAUAAUUAAUUAAAUUUAGAUAUCAUCGAUUAGAGAAUAUUUUCUUCAUUACUUAAAAAUUAAUGA